AGGCAAACUAACGGAGACGCAACAGGUCGGGGGCUCGGUGGCGAAGGCGAGCGGCGGCCCCUCGCUGCGCCUCUUGCGCUGUCCCUUGGACCCUGGGCGGCCGUUCUCGAGGACCCCUUCCGAGGUGUCCGUCCUUUGAGGGGCCAGGAGGGCCAGCCGGGAGGGUUUCAUUCUGGUUUUUACCUUUUUGCCACCAGUCCUCGGACUGAGGGUGCUUUUCAAGAAAGCGGAGAGGAUGGUCCACGUCUGCUGGUGUCGGCGCUGAGGAAAGCGGAGCUCCAUCUGCGCGCCCGAUCUCCGCCAACUAGUUGUGCAGCCGCCUAGACUGAACUUUGGAGGAAUCGUCCUUCUUUCCUUUCAAGAUUCUUGGAAGUGGUAGAAAGUGGGAGGCGAAGCCGAGGCAGCUGAUCCCUCUACGAUGCUGGUGAAAAAGCAUGCAGGGAAAGGUGGGGGUCGGGAGCCAGGCUCCGAGGACCCGAGCCCCGCCAGGCAGCGUUGUGCCUGGACGGUGCCCCCCUGCACCGCCCUGUCGGCCCUUCUGUCGGUGGUGGCCGUGAUGUCUUGUCUGUACCUGGGGGUGAAAACCAACCACCUCCAGGCGAGGAUCGCUGCUCUCGAAUCCUCAAAAGGGGACCCUUCCAUCCAUCUGCUUCCCGAUGGCCUGGAUCAGCUCAAAGCAAUGGUGCAAGAGAAAGUGGAGCAACUUCUGGCUCAGAAAUCCUAUGAACAUAUGGCUAAAAUAAGAAUUGCAAGAGAAGCACCUUCAGAGUGCAACUGCCCAGCAGGCCCUCCAGGGAAACGAGGUAAGAGGGGCCGAAGAGGAGAAUCUGGUCCUCCCGGUCAACCUGGUCCUCAGGGCCCUCCAGGUCCAAAAGGUGAUAAGGGAGAACAAGGUGAUCAGGGACCUCGGAUGGUGUUUCCUAAAAUCAAUCAUGGGUUUCUCUCUGCUGAUCAGCAGCUCAUUAAACGCCGCCUCAUUAAGGGUGACCAAGGACAGGCUGGGCCUCCAGGACCUCCAGGCCCUCCUGGCCCAAGAGGGCCUCCAGGGGACACAGGGAAAGAUGGCCCCCGUGGAAUGCCAGGAGUGCCCGGUGAACCAGGGAAACCAGGAGAGCAAGGCUUGAUGGGUCCUCUGGGGCCUCCAGGACAAAAGGGUUCUGUGGGAGAACCUGGAAUUCCAGGGGUGAAUGGUCAAAAGGGUGAUCCCGGGGUGCCUGGAGCAGUAGGACAAAAUGGAAUACCAGGGCCAAAGGGAGAACCUGGAGAUCAAGGCGAAAAGGGAGAAGCUGGAGAGCAUGGCCCCAAAGGUGACACAGGCGAAAAGGGUGACCCUGGGUCAUCAGCUGCAGGAAUUAAGGGAGAACCUGGAGAAUCUGGUCGCCCAGGACAAAAGGGUGAACCAGGGCUUCCUGGGCUUCCUGGACUUCCGGGGAUAAAGGGAGAACCAGGUUUCAUUGGUCCUCAAGGAGAACCAGGCUUACCAGGGUUACCAGGAACAAAGGGUGAACGUGGGGAGACAGGGCCUCCUGGAAGAGGUGAGCGAGGGGAGCCUGGAGCCCCUGGACCAAAGGGCAAACAAGGUGAAUCAGGAGCUAGAGGCCCAAAGGGGUCAAAGGGUGAUCGUGGAGAGAAAGGGGACUCUGGAGCCCUGGGACCAAGGGGUCCACCUGGUCAAAAGGGAGAUCAGGGAGCCACCGAGAUCAUAGACUACAAUGGCAACCUCCAUGAAGCCUUGCAGAGGAUUACCACCUUAACUGUCACGGGCCCCCCUGGACCACCUGGACCUCAAGGACUACAAGGGCCAAAGGGAGAGCCAGGAUCUCCAGGAAUCCCAGGAGUUGAUGGAGAGCAGGGACUUAAAGGCUCAAAGGGAGACAUGGGGGACCCAGGUAUGCCAGGUGAAAAAGGAGGAAUCGGACUUCCUGGAUUACCGGGUGCCAAUGGAAUGAAAGGAGAAAAAGGAGACUCCGGAUUGCCAGGUCCUCAGGGUCCUUCUAUCAUAGGUCCACCAGGCCCCCCAGGCCCCCAUGGCCCACCAGGCCCCAUGGGACCCCAUGGACUUCCUGGACCAAAGGGUGAACCAGGGUUAAAUGGUGUUAAAGGAUUGAAGGGUGAACCAGGUCAAAAGGGUGACAGAGGACCCCUUGGUCUUCCAGGAGCAUCUGGCUUAGACGGAAAGCCAGGAUCCCGGGGUACAGAUGGCCCUAUGGGACCCCAUGGCCCCGCAGGUCCCAAAGGAGAAAGAGGUGAAAAAGGAGCUAUGGGAGAACCCGGACCCAGAGGACCCUAUGGUCUGCCUGGCUUCCCUGGUCCACGAGGCGAGAAGGGUGAUGUGGGAGAAAAGGGAGAAAAGGGGGAAAAGGGAAAGAAAGGCAAAAAGGGGCCUAAAGGGGAGAAAGGAGAACAGGGUGCUCCUGGAUUAGAUGCACCUUGCCCGUUGGGAUUCCGUGGCGUUAAGGGGGAAAAAGGGGAGCCAGGCCAGCCUGGCCUGGAUGGGCUGGAUGCCCCUUGCCAAUUGGGGCCAGAUGGAUUACCCAUGCCUGGCUGUUGGCAAAAGUGAUGAAUCUAACCUUCCGAGCAUGAAGUUGUAUAUAUAAUGGUCCACUUUUUAUAUUUAUAGCUGAAAAUCGAAUUGCAAAUUUUACAAGUCUGAGAUAUGUUUACAUAGAGCUGCUUCUUCCUGUUUGCAGUAGUACACAUGUCCAUCCUUUCUCCACUUACAUCUGAAACUGGGCAGUAUGUGACACCAGUGAGAAGCCUGCAAAAAAAUAUAAAUCAGUAUCUCUUUAUCUUAUGUGAAGAUAUGUAUUUAAACGGACACAUCAGUGAUACAGAAUGAUAGUUUUUGCUCUUUUCUGACUUCGGGCUUGUUAAUUGCAUGGACAAAAAGCGCCAUGAAAUAGUUUACAUGAAAUUGUGACCAAAUAUGGACUCAAAACUAUGAAAAUGUACUAUACUAACUAACUGAUUUUAGAGCCUACCAUCACAUCCCUACUCACCUUCACUGUUAGCAUUGCUUCAUGCCCACACCGUGCACUGAAACUAACAAAAAAAGCAUGACCGUGUGCCAAGCCUGCUUGUCGUUCAGAUGCUAGCAUGCCACUUGAUGAGUCCUUUGAUCACAUCUGAGCUUUUAUUUCU
Messenger RNA from Lontra canadensis (Northern American river otter), 3141 nucleotides. RefSeq names its product collagen type XXV alpha 1 chain (gene COL25A1). The coding region runs from base 419 to 2560 and encodes 713 amino acids. NCBI's taxonomy places the organism in Eukaryota, Metazoa, Chordata, Mammalia, Carnivora, Mustelidae. The record is from RefSeq and is a predicted model, not a curated record. The transcript has 39 exons.